Necator americanus (New World hookworm) is the source of this 645-nucleotide messenger RNA. RefSeq lists its product as uncharacterized. The record is from RefSeq and is a predicted model, not a curated record. Lineage: Eukaryota; Metazoa; Nematoda; Chromadorea; Rhabditida; Ancylostomatidae. The coding region runs from base 1 to 645 and encodes 214 amino acids. The transcript is spliced from 7 exons.
AUGCUGCGCAGUUUGCUGCUUGUUGUCUGCGUCUCCUACACGUUAGCCGUAAUUUGCUAUGAUUGUUAUGACACUGGUCCAAAUCAUACGGCUUGUACAAAAGAACGGAACUGUACUGGAUUAGCGUGCAUGAUCUUUGACGCCGGAAACAAUGCCACAUCGACAGCGUUUUGCUUACUAGCGAUGAGAGGUGAUGAGAACAUCCAUCAAAAGACAGGUUGUUGGUUGGAGCCGGACGGUCGUGGCAGGCACUGCAUGUGCCAUGACGAUUUCUGCAAUCGGCUCAUUCCCCAAUCUGAGCAAUCUCAAAAUCCCAUGUUCCCACUCCUACCAGAUGCCCAAUUUCUCAAGCACAAUCCACUUCUAGACUAUCAAGAUCAUCUUGAGGAAUCUAGUGAGCACAACGGUGCCGCCCCAGCUCCGGAAAAUAUCCUGUUUCCGGCGGCGGCCGUAACAGAUCCAAAGACAGCAGGAGGAUCGGAUGAUGACGAUUUGGUACCAGUAGACUUUGCUGAGUAUGAUCGAGAACUGUCAGAGAAUGAUUCCAAGUCAGGGAAGACCGCUGCAUCAGCUCAUCCGCCGGCGCUGGUACUGAUGUCGAUGACCUUGGCUACGUCAUGGGCCCGUCUAUUCGCUUACAUCUAA